Molecule: messenger RNA, 4694 nt
Organism: Camponotus floridanus (Florida carpenter ant)
Lineage: Eukaryota; Metazoa; Arthropoda; Insecta; Hymenoptera; Formicidae
Product: facilitated trehalose transporter Tret1
Exons: 7
Coding region: 1244-3160 (638 amino acids)
Biological process (GO): transmembrane transport; carbohydrate transport
Cellular component (GO): membrane
Molecular function (GO): sugar transmembrane transporter activity
Source: RefSeq, a predicted model, not a curated record
AAACACACGUAACACACCAUACUUUUGCAUGCCGACCGAUCGUGAGACGACGACGGGACACGCGAGAAUCGAGCACGAGACCCGAACGACAACAAAUCUGCAUCUCUAUCAGUGGAAAAACGACGAGAGGGAGAGAGAGAAAGAGAGAGAGAGGAGAGAUCGAGAUCCUUGAACCCGGUUCUCGCACACGACAGCCGGAUCAUCGGGAAUUCGGCGACAUCCGUCACCGAGUCGCAAGCUAAGCACAGACGGGAAACAUCACAUAUGUCGUGAUACGAGAUAGGACAGUGACGUACAAACGGACAAUUCGCGACACGAGGGAGAACGACGAGGUCUCUCUCGAGUAUCCAUUCGUGAAAAGGAAUCCGUCUCGCGCUACGAGACCUCCUUCUUCCCGUAAUCCUCCUCGAAUCGCGUACACGAGGACGAGCUGUGGUGCGGUUACAGGUGGUGAACGUUGAAAAAAAUACAGAGAUACUCCCAGACGACGCGACAGGAGAGAGAGAGAGAGAGCGAGAGACAGACUAGAGAACCCGUCACAUUUUUAGAUCGGCGCCUUUCUAGUCUCCCUCGCAUCGCGCGUUCCUCCGAGGGUGCGUAAUACAGGGUCCGCAAUACACCAAACGCUUUCCCGCACGCACCACGCACGCACGCAACGGCGCAGAUACGUUAGUAUCGAACGCGAUCGAUCGCAAGAGGCGCUUCACGGGGGAGAGAAAGCGCGACAAGGACGACGACGCGGCGUCCUGUCAAAAGUCGCCGUCCGUCACAGGCGCAGCUAGAGAGAACCCCAUCGCUGUCACAACAGAGCCACGUGUGAUCAUCUGGCUGUGACACACACGCGCACGCACGACACCCGCUCGCGCGCGCGCGCGCGCGCGCUCACGUACGCACCUGUGUGUAUCACCUACGCACGCGUUCGCCGAGCGAUCGACGCGCACUGCACGCGCCGGCAUCGCGCAUCGGACGAGACGAGAGAGUCGGCGCGACCUCUCCGCGUUUCAUCGGCGUCACCCGCGAGGGGCACAAACGGAAGCGUCUCGACUCGCCGGCGAAAGCAGCCGAUUUACGGCGUCGAGGCACCAGGCUUCCUAACGACGACGACGACAACAACAACAGCGGCGAUUGUACAGAAAUAAGGGCAACGCACACGCGUAUUCACGUCAAAGUGCGUGAGAACGUGGACGACGAGCGUCAUCGACCCGCUUCUUUUUCUCGUCUACGCUUAUCGAAAGGAAGGAAGAUGCCCGGCUCCCAGAGGAGACAGAUGAUGCAGCCAUGGCCCCUGUGCCUGGCGCCCUUCGCGAGAACGAAGGAGCGCAGCGUUUUACCCAAGUACAACACAAGGGUGUCCCCGGUCAUCAGACCCACGCCAUCAAGUGCUGGGUCUGGCCUGGACUGCUCGUCCAACAGCACUCUCGUGACAAACGCCAGUCCCUUCAACAGUCAAACCGCCCUCAUCGCCGAAAAGAAGUACUUUACCGGCGAUACUGGCAAAUCAUCUACAAACCACUACUAUGCCGAGAACUUGAGGAACAACCAUCAAAAGGCCUUAACGCGGAUUUACAAUCCGCUCGAUAAAAAUCAGGACGUCGAUUACAAGCAGCUCGAUCCAUUGCUACCGAACGAGCAAAGUCCAAGCAUCAAGAUCCUCAUGGAUUCUCAGGAAAUCGUGAAACCACCAAAGGAUGAGCAAGAGCCCACCCGAAUGGUAUCCAUGGAAUAUCAGAAUAAGACCACGUCCUGUUUGCGAUAUGCCACCCAGAUAUUGGCUGCGUUAUCGGUAUCGCUGUGUUCUCUGCAGAUCGGUUAUGCGAGUUCGUAUACAUCACCAGCGUUGGUAUCCAUGCGCGAAAAUGCCACGACGAGUUUCGAAGUUACCACACAAAUGAGCAUGUGGAUUGGAUCAAUCAUGCCGUUGUGCGCGCUUUUCGGUGGUGUCACCGGUGGACCGCUCAUCGAAUACAUCGGAAGGAGAAACACGAUCCUAGCUACGUCGUUCCCGUUCCUUGGAGCAUGGAUCUUAAUCUCGAUGGCUGAGAAUGUCGCGAUGCUGCUGGUUGGACGCGCCUUAUGCGGAUUCGCCGUAGGAGUCGCUUCCUUAGCGUUACCUGUGUACUUAGGUGAAACGAUACAGCCGGAAGUGCGCGGUACACUCGGUUUAAUGCCCACCGCCUUUGGUAAUACUGGAAUAUUACUAUGCUUCACGGCGGGCAUGUAUAUGGAUUGGAGAAACCUAGCGCUCUUAGGUGCGACUUUGCCGGUACCGGUUUUAAUUCUGAUGUUCAUGAUCCCGGAAACACCAAGAUGGCAUAUCUCAAAGGGAAAAUCGAAGAUGGCGCGAAAAUCCCUUCAGUGGUUGCGCGGCAAGAACGCGGAUAUAACCGAGGAAUUGAGCAUGAUUGAGAAAAUACAUCAAGAGUCCCUCGAGAUCGAACGGAAUUCUUCGCAGAGCACGUUCUCGGAACUGAUGAAGAGAGGCAAUCUCAAGCCGCUUCUCAUCUCCCUCGGACUGAUGUUGUUCCAACAAAUGUCCGGUAUCAAUGCAGUAAUAUUCUACACGGUACAGAUCUUCAAGGAUGCUGGUAGUACGAUCGACGAGAACGUGUCGACCAUAAUCAUCGGCAUAGUGAACUUCAUCGCCACCUUCGUCGCCGCGGGGGUGAUCGAUAAGCUGGGCAGGAAGAUGCUGUUGUACAUAAGUGCCGCGUCGAUGGCCCUGACUCUGUUCGCCCUGGGUGGAUUUUUCUACGCUAAAUCACUGGACAUGAAUGUGGAGGCCUUCGGCUGGCUGCCGCUGGUCAGCCUAAUCGUGUACGUGAUAGGCUUCUCGCUGGGCUUGGGACCGAUACCCUGGUUGAUGAUGGGCGAGAUCCUACCCGCCAAGAUCCGCGGGUCAGCCGCGAGCAUCGCAACCGGCUUCAACUGGUCGUGCACGUUCAUCGUGACGAAGACCUUCCAGGACAUCAUACAGUUGAUCGGCGCCCACGGUACCUUCUGGCUGUUCGGGAUCAUCGUCGCGGUGGGUCUCGGCUUCGUGAUCGUCAGCGUGCCGGAAACGCGUGGCAGGUCACUCGAGGAGAUCGAGAAGAGGUUUACUGGCCGAACUAGAAGGAUGAGCUCAGUCGCCAAUAUGAAACCGAUGCCGAUGUCGUGCUAGUCGCGAAAAUCCGAAAGUCGCAGCGCGUCCUAUCGAAGACGAGCAGGCUCGUUUGCGAGAAGAGAACUUCUUACGGCAUCCUUCUAACGGAAAGAUUCCCUUACGUACGUUUUCCUUUAAAAGGAAGUUUUAAGUUCGAAGGUACGCUUCUUUUCCGUGCAAAGAAGAGAGGCGUAUCUGCUCUCUCCCCCUCGACUCUUCUUAUCUUCUUACUUUCAAUCUUCGAUUCGUUAUUGCGAGGUUCGUCUAUCACGACGAAUUUAAGCAGGAACGAUAUUCGAAGAGAUAAUGAAUAAAACAAUAGGAGAAAAAUAAUAUAUGAAGGAACAAAGCAUUUUUCUCGUAAGACUUAAUUGAAAGAGUUGAAGGGACAAUUGAACGAACACUUCUAUCGAUGAAAGUUUCAACGCAGUAGCGAUCUUUUAAGAAUUUAAAGAAAUUAAUCUUGAAAGAUUAUCGGUUAAAAUAAUUCUUUGGUGAAUUUUUGAAAUGAUAAUCUUUAUAAAAUCGAGCACGAUACGAUCGACUUUGUUCAUCUGUCUCUUCAAUCUAUCCUCCUAACAACGCAACUUUGACAGAUUCUGUUCCGAUUCAUACAUAUUCGAGAUGCGUGAUCGAAUUAGGAAUAGUGCCAAUACUUUAUUCAGUCCAAAUUCGCGAGAGCGAGGGUUAUCGAUCUUAAUACAAAUCUAUCCAAGGCUAUUAUUAUAAUUAGCUUUAAAUUAGUCUCGCGGGGUAACAGCUGUUCUGUUUCCCCCGAGGAAAAUGACACGCGAUAUGCGCGGCUAUCAGCUGUUGACUAGGUGUGUAGUUGCAAUUGUAGUUUUUAUUACUCGACAGUCCUAAAGGACCUACCUCAGGUUAAUGUUACGCUACGGUCAGAUAUGCGUAGAUAGGUCUCAACGCGAGUCUCGUAUUUUUUUCCUUCUUUUUUCUUUUGCACAAUGCAAUGUUCGCUCAUGAAGAUGCGGCAUGAUCAACGUGGAGAUUAAUUGCCGCCACGUGUACUUUGAUUUUUGCGAAAAGCAUACGCAUAAUAUGUACUUAUAUAUAUAUUAUACGCUGACCGAGAGAGAAACCGAUCAUCCUUCAGUGCGAAUUUGCCGAGCAAAAUAUAAAUUUUAAGACAAUCGCGUUCCUAUGCAUCUUUUUCCCUCUUCAAGAUUGUAAAUAAUUGGAAACCUUUUUUGCGCCGUUAGAUAAUAAUGUUAUGUAUCCACAAAAAUCGUUAACUUCGAUCGUGAUGCGAUAUCUUCUUUUUGUUGCUUCUUUCUGCGACGCAGAAAUUGGAGAAAAAAAAUAGAGAGAGAGAGAGAGAGGAAGAGAAGUACGAUCUCGAAGUUAAUCAACAUUGAAGAGGGAUUGAUCCUAAAUGAAACGGAAUGAUUCUCAGCCCAUGAUCGCAUAUUAUUGUAAUCUUUAUAUUAAACGAAUGAUACUCGGAACCCGAUCGCUGUAACAAUGUGAACACGAUUCUAAAUGUACGUAUGUAUCACGAGAUAAGCGUUAAAUAGAUAGAAGAUAUAUACAUAUA